AUACAAAACUAAAGUCUUUCACAUAGUUAGAGCUCAGUCUCAGUCUCUCUCUCCCUCUCUCCUAUUUAUCAUAGAUCAUCUUCCUUCCAUUCAUGUCCGAUUCUCAAACUUUAAUUCUUAACAAAACAAAGGAAGUCAAUAUGAAUGUGUAGGUAUCUUUUGAUAUUGAGAGCUCAUAAUCGAAGUAAGGAGAACUCAAUUGGCGCUGAACCGAGCUAUGAAGGCUCUAGGCAUCGAUGAAGUAAAGGUCCAACCCAGUUUGGAAAAGGGUUUAAAAUUGUAUGAAAAGCAUAUUGAAGAAGUGAACUACAGAGCUUUUUCUAUAUUUGAAGAAGUGAAGAAGAAAGACAAUGAUACUAACGAAGAUGCUGAAAUGGAGAAAGAAACGAAGGUUAAUGAACAUCUGAGGCCGUCGAGAAGGUUAAGAAGAAGACGUGAAUUUAAUAAGUCAGGGAAUGUGACAGAAUCACCCGAGGCUAGAGCUGAAGGUAGCUCCAUUUCACCUCAGCAGCACACUGUUAUAAAAGACAAGAGCAAGCAGCCCAUUGUUUCAGAUGGUGAGUUUCAUUCUCCAUUGAUUAAGCCUAAAUAUGAGCCAUAUACAGAUGACAUGUUUGCUAGGGACCUACCACAAGACGAGCCCACUCCUAUUGGGGUGAUUCGUCCAGAGCCGCAAAAUAAUGGAAGUGGUGGAGAAAUUGGCAAGAAAUCUUCUUCUGAAGACAUCGAUGCAAAAGGGAAAACCGAUGGUGUUGCCUCUUCACCAGCAGGACUCCUGUUUACUAGGCCCGUGUUCAGUGAUAUUGAGUAUAGCAAGAAAAGAAAGCAGGCUGCAAGCAUGGGUACAUGCAAAGGGACUCUACCAGGGUGUUCUUCUGUUCCCUUAGACACCCAGACUAUAAUCUUCCCGCCACCUCCUGCUCCUGACAUUCCAGUGCAAAAUAAUAAAAGUGGUGGAGAAUUUGGCAAGAAAUCUUCUUAUGAAGACGUCAAUGCUAAAGGGAAAACCGAUGGUGUUGCCUCUUCUUCACCAGGUUACACAAGUCGUAGGGCCUUCUUCAGUGGUAUUGAGUUAAGAAAGAGAAGAAAGCAGGCUGCGAGCAAGGGCACAUGCGAAGGGAUUCUACCAGGGUAUUCUUCUGUUCACUUAGAUCCCCAUACUAUAAUCCCUCCACCGCCUCCUGCUCCUGCGGUGACUGUUGCCGCAACAUCUGUGAAUAAGCCUUCAUUGCCUGUUCGGGUUCAAAGGGUGCUACCUCAUGUUGAGGAGGUUUUUCAUAGCGAUCAGGUUCGGGCAGCUUGGUCGUUUUCAGGAGUUGACAUUCCAAGGGAGGUCAUCCUUCAAAACAUCGCAAACAGUGUGCAGGGGACGAUUGCUUUGGUCAACUUGUUUGAGGCAUGCGAACAGCUGAAGAAAGACAAGGAGGUUGAGUGCAGCAAGCUUAUGAAUGAAAUUGAGGCUGUUCGUGAUGAGCGGAACAACAUUAAGGCUGAACUUGAUCAACUCAAGACGUCCUCCAGCGCAGAGAUCGAUCAGCUCAAGAAGUCUCAUAAUGUUGAGGUCGAUCAGCUUAAGGCCCAGAUCGAACAAGUGAAGGUUGAUGCCGAGGCUACUCGCCUUCAAGCCAUCGAGGAAACGAAGGAUAAGGAAGGGGAGAUUAUGAACAAUAUGUUUUUUCAAAUAUGGAAGCAUAAUCGUAAUGCUGAUCUCUCCUUCCUUGAGGGUGGUGAGACAUCUCUGAUCGAGGCUUGCGAACGAAGGCUUGUUGAGGAAAAAAGGCUUCUGUUCGCACUACAUCAGAGUUUCCCAAGGACAACAAUGAAAGAAGUUCAAGGGGACAUAAGGAACAACACUCCCGUUGACCCUUCGGCUUCACAGAGCAACCAACCCCUUCAGCCAGAGUCCUGGUAGUUUCUUUCCUUUAUUUUCUAUUUCUAUGUAAAUAUUUAGACGAAUUCGACCAAUUUUGCAAAGAUAAUUCUUUGCUCAACGAACAGACAUAUCUUUUAGAGGUUCAGUGACUUGUGCCCAUUGUCACUUACCAUCAGUAAGUUUCCUUGAAGAAUCAAGUAUCUGUAAAGAAGAAGAACAAACAUAGUUAGUGACUCUUGCAUUUAUAAUCCAGGAUGACAUAUCAUUAAUUACUAUACAAGUUUUAAGUACAAGCAAAUCAAAUUUACUUUUGGCUUAGUUUCUCUUUUAGUGACCAUCAACUCUACAAUAGAAGCAAGUUUCUUUAGGUUUUUUAUUUUUUAGAACAAGUUGAUUAGGUCGCAGAUAAUUUUGUUGUUUAAAAGCACUUCUCCGGAGUGCAAGAUCUUCUCUGUACAUCUCAUAAAGAGACUUCUAAAUAUUAAAUCUAAUCCAAAUAUUUGUCUU
Messenger RNA from Humulus lupulus (European hop), 2380 nucleotides. RefSeq lists its product as uncharacterized. NCBI's taxonomy places the organism in Eukaryota, Viridiplantae, Streptophyta, Magnoliopsida, Rosales, Cannabaceae. The record is from RefSeq and is a predicted model, not a curated record. Bases 218 to 1912 code for a protein of 564 amino acids. The transcript has 8 exons.